This is a messenger RNA of Trichoderma harzianum CBS 226.95, 195 nucleotides long. RefSeq lists its product as hypothetical. The record is from RefSeq and is a predicted model, not a curated record. The transcript is spliced from 2 exons. Bases 1 to 195 code for a protein of 64 amino acids. Lineage: Eukaryota; Fungi; Ascomycota; Sordariomycetes; Hypocreales; Hypocreaceae.
AUGCCUCCCAAGCGAAUCUACGGCGAGAAGGGCGGCCGCCGCGCCCCCAAAGGCUUCGUGGCCUCGACUUAUGAGACCUUGACCUCUGCCGAGAACGCCGCCUUUGUCCGCAGCAUCGCCAUCUUCGGAGCUGCUGUUACUUUCCUUUCUAGCUCUUGGGGCGAGAUCCUCCUGCCUCCGUACGACUCCCGAUAA